This is a messenger RNA of Andrographis paniculata, 1310 nucleotides long. RefSeq names its product GDP-fucose transporter 1-like. Gene Ontology annotation, molecular function: GDP-fucose transmembrane transporter activity; antiporter activity. The transcript has a single exon. Lineage: Eukaryota; Viridiplantae; Streptophyta; Magnoliopsida; Lamiales; Acanthaceae. Gene Ontology annotation, cellular component: Golgi apparatus. The coding region runs from base 142 to 1176 and encodes 344 amino acids. The record is from RefSeq and is a predicted model, not a curated record.
GUAUGACCGAGAACCCUAGCUAGAUUCGUUUGAAUUUGAGUUUGAGUUUUCAUUUGGACUGGAUCCGAACCCACCCUUAUCAUCGUCGCUUUGAUUUGAUUUGAUUUGAUUUCGUCUCUAAUAUAUCUAUCUAUCUAACUAAUGGCUUCGACUAUCCGAUUCGAGGGUUCCAAGCAGCAGCAGCAGCAACACUACGCCACCAGCAGCCUGGUUGUCGGCUACGCCCUCUGCUCCAGCUUGCUCGCCGUGAUCAACAAGUUCGCCAUUACCAAGUUUAAUUAUCCCGGCCUCCUCACAGCACUCCAGUACCUCACUUCGGCCGCCGGCGUCUGGAUUCUCGCCAAAUUGGGGUUUCUCCACCACGAUCCUUUCACCUUCGACACGGCCAAGAAGUUCUUGCCGGCGGCGCUGGUUUUCUACCUUGCAAUCUUCACCAACACCAAUCUGCUUCGCCACGCCAAUGUCGACACCUUCAUCGUUUUCAGAUCCCUGACUCCUCUCCUCGUCGCAGUCGCCGACACCGCUUUCCGGAGGCAGCCAUGCCCUUCCAAGCUCACAUUCCUCUCCCUGGUGAUCAUACUGGGCGGUGCUGUCGGAUAUGUGGCCACAGACAAUGGCUUCACCUUGACCGCCUAUUCCUGGGCCUUCGCCUACUUGGUCACCAUUACCACUGAGAUGGUUUACAUCAAGCACAUGGUAACCAAUCUGGGGUUGAACACUUGGGGAUUUGUGCUCUACAACAACCUGCUCUCCUUGUUGAUGGCUCCCCUCUUUUGGCUCAUCACAGGGGAGUAUGCGCAAGUGUUUUCUGCCAUUAAUUCCUCAUCAAACGGCAUCGCGGAUUUGUUCGAACCCGCAGCCUUUUCCGCCGUGGCUUUAUCCUGUUUGUUUGGAUUGCUCAUCAGCUUCUUUGGAUUUGCAGCUAGAAAGGCUAUUUCUGCGACGGCAUUUACAGUGACGGGAGUGGUGAAUAAAUUCCUUACUGUGGCAAUUAAUGUGAGUAUUUGGGAUAAGCAUGCUACUCCCAUCGGUUUGAUCUGUUUGCUCCUAACCAUUGUUGGAGGGGUUCUCUACCAACAGUCUGUUACCACCAGAGGAGGAAUUGGGAGGCAAAGCGGAAGUGACGCAGAUAGAGAUGAAGAAAAAAGGAUUCCUGGUAAAACUAGUGGUGUAUGAACAACAUAUUUUGCUUGAGGAGGAGGAGGAGGUACUAUCUUAAUCUUAACGUAAAUAAAUGUAUGCCCACUAAUGUUUGUCGUGCUUGCGAGUAACUUGUAUCAUUUGCAUCUAUCUAUUGAUUGUUAAUCUGA